UUAGCAUAAUUGCUAAUGCAUCCACAUCAGCAAGCAGAAGUUACAGAUUCAAGUCUCACUCAGAAAGUUGCUAAUGUGUGUCAGAAACCAGUCAUUAAUGCAGGCGAUGGAACAGGAGAGCAUCCAACUCAAGCACUUUUGGAUGUUUUUACAAUACGAGAAGAGAUUGGAACUGUUAACGGGCUGAUUAUAACGUUGGUUGGAGAUCUAAAACACGGAAGAACAGUCCAUUCUCUGGCUCGUCUCUUAACCCAUUACAAGGUGCAGCUGAGAUAUGUUUCGCCUGAUAAUUUAAAAAUGCCAGAAAAUGUAGUAAAUUAUGUUUCUUCAAAAGGAAUUUCUCAAGAAGAAUUUUUCUCGUUGGAAGCUGCAAUCCCAGAAACAGAUGUAUUAUACAUGACUAGAAUCCAGAAAGAGAGAUUUACAUCAUUAGACGAGUUUAAUAAGGUAAUUAGCAUAAUCUGAAUGAAUUGAUUGUACAAAUUUAAGCUGAACAUAUAGUAAUAAGUCUGUUCUUUUACUAUAACACUCUUGAACUGAAUGAAAAACAAGCAAAUUUGUAAAACUUUGUGCUGAGUGCCUUGAAAUUUACCUCAUAAAUAAGGUCUGGAUUUUUGGGAGC
Centruroides sculpturatus (bark scorpion) is the source of this 622-nucleotide messenger RNA. RefSeq names its product aspartate carbamoyltransferase-like. Bases 16 to 465 code for a protein of 149 amino acids. Gene Ontology annotation, molecular function: carboxyl- or carbamoyltransferase activity; amino acid binding. Gene Ontology annotation, biological process: amino acid metabolic process. The transcript is spliced from 4 exons. Lineage: Eukaryota; Metazoa; Arthropoda; Arachnida; Scorpiones; Buthidae. The record is from RefSeq and is a predicted model, not a curated record.